This is a messenger RNA of Botrytis fragariae, 192 nucleotides long. RefSeq lists its product as uncharacterized. Bases 1 to 192 code for a protein of 63 amino acids. Lineage: Eukaryota; Fungi; Ascomycota; Leotiomycetes; Helotiales; Sclerotiniaceae. The transcript has a single exon. The record is from RefSeq and is a predicted model, not a curated record.
AUGAUUCUGAACACCGAUACUCUUGGUUAUCAAUCAUCCAGUAACUGGGGCCAUCGAUCUGCCGCCGAGGUAUUUGUUAAGCUUCGAAGAUUGGAAAAUCAAUUAUCGGCUACCAACAUCAAGGCGCCUGCUUCAGUAACUGAAGAGUAUGCUUUCGGUUCAACGUCUAUCGGCGACCACGCAGCUCUCUAG